AUGUUGGUACGAAUCGGACACCUGAGCGGGCGGGGGACGGGCGAAGGUGUUAUCAGCGCGGCCAUGCCGCUUCGUGCGAAAUCAGUGCUUCAACGCAUCCACGACCGCGGUAUCGACCGUUCGAAUCCGAUCAACGGUGGUGACGACAAAAAAUUGUCGGUCAGUAAACACGGCCGUCGGCGACCGCAAACGAGCGUGAACAUGUCUCGGGUGCGAUAUUGGAAUAACUUCACUCCCGAC
Iphiclides podalirius (scarce swallowtail) is the source of this 240-nucleotide messenger RNA. NCBI's taxonomy places the organism in Eukaryota, Metazoa, Arthropoda, Insecta, Lepidoptera, Papilionidae. The record is from the annotation of a GenBank genome assembly.